UUGGCACCUACUAUACUGUGACCUAUUGUUCUUAGCUCUACCUUCCGGAGGAUUUCUUCUAAUCACUCUUCAUCUUCUAACAUGCAAAACAUCUUCUGUUUUUUUUUCUAGCUCUUCUUGAUACAUGAUAUGCAUGUAUUUGUACUGUAAACCACAAUAUUGAUUGAAAGUGAUAGCCAUCAAACAUAACUGUUAGAUGCUUCUGGCAGGAGGAGACUGUUGAGUGAACUUGGCAGUAUUAUGGGAUCAUGUGUGAAUGAAAGUGGGAUGAGCUAAUUUGGCAAACUGUGUGCAGAUGAUUUGGAAGAGAUCACCAUAUUCUUUGGCUGGGAGAGAAGCAGUCAUUGUAUUUGCAGCUCGUACUAGCAAAGAAACUGGUCUGUAGCACUGUGAGGAAAAAAAGCUGCUAUAUACUCCAGUGCUUCUGAUCACUAACAAGAUGCAGUCCUAAAAUUCACAGUUCAAGUGAAAUUCAGUCAAGUGACACCUCACCCUCAGCUGUUGAAAAUGUCUCCUCAGAAAUCCUGAAUUCACAAAGCAUUACACAAAACUAACAUUUCCAUUUAAAGAGUAUCCUACUGUUUUUAGAAAGAUUCUUAUGUAUAUACACUUUUGUUUAAUGGACACGCUAGCUAGAAUGAAGUCAUAGUUUGUUCCAAAGUCAGCAGAAGUUGAAUGGAAAGAAGCCUGUGCAAAGCCCUCUUUAAAAACUUACUGUGAGGAGCUGUUCUUGCAUCCAUUCCACAUUAGUACAGAAGUAUAUUCUAAGUGAAUGUCUGCUUCUGAGACAAUAAUGUAUUUUUUAAGCUACAGAUUUCAGAUUGAUCAUUUCCUUCAGUGGAGGAUAUAAGGUGGCAAUGCUUUUGAUUAUUAAUUUUUUCUAAAAUGAAAGAUUUGGAUGUGGUUGAUCAAAUUAGCGAUUCUACCUGUUACUGUGGAUCUCUUUGCAGUGCCCAAUUGUGGUUAGUUUGGUACUUAUUUACCUUCAGAAGACAUGUCUUAUUAGCUACUCAUCUUCUGCAGUGAAAGAGCUUUGUAGAAAUGCUCAGAUUAUUCAAAAAGGUGUUGAAAAGUCCUAUGUAGAAAAAAAAAAUGCUUUAAACCUGAGAAGGGACAGAGGCUGCUCAAGAAAUUUGAUUCCAGCUUAAAUGGAUGACACUACUUAUGAGAGGAAGCAGUUCCUUACUAGAACAAUGUAUAUGCUUCCAAGAUUUGAAGUCCUAGAGACCUGAUGUUUUUCCUGGGAUCUAGAAACAUGACCUUUCUGUGAGGGAGUUCAGUUACUCCUCUGGUUCUGAGCAAGCAGGAACUCCGGUUCUACGUGGUGUUUCCUGGAAUCAUAACUGGUUGGUGCAGCUGGAAAGUAAACUGAAUCUGUGUUCAGGCUCUUUUAGAAGUGUAUUUGUAGGUUUAUAUAUGACCCGACUUCUUGAAAGCAUUUAUCCUUCUGAAAUUGCUUAGCAGUGCCAGCAAAAGUCACUCGAGCGCUGUGCAGACCUCUGAAAACUAGCAUGGAACUUCUGUCUUGAACUGAGAGCCCAAAUGGUUGUGUGGCUCUUUUGAGGGAGUUGUUUGUUUUCUCUUGUUUCCCAGCUCCCUUGUGUUUCAGGGCUGAUUUUACGGUUGAUGUAAAUCAGCCCAGUACUAUUGACUUCAGACGGACAUGCCAGUUUGCAGUGGGGGCUCGGCUUUGUCCUGUGAAUUCGGUCAUCACGCUAUGAGAACUUCUCUAGGUAUUUGAACAGACAAGUGUUUUUGCUGAAUUGUUAGAUCUGUUUCUUCAGCUCACUGCUGCUGCGCGCUACAUGAGGUGCGUGGGACAGCAGCAGUCAAGAGGCUGUGGGAGUGGACGUCUCUCCUAACGGUCUUUUGAAACACAAUGGCACAGGACACAAGCCUUCGGCAUCCUGAUGCCUGCUGCAAUAGGCAGCAGUGGGCGCAGCACCGGGCCUUCCCGCGCCUGCAGGCUGCCUUGAGCCGCCGCCGCGUUGCUGUGGCAACCCGAGUGCGCAGCCUGGCGGGCUCUGGGCAGCAGGCCUUGGAGGCAGGUCUCUGUGGGGCCGCUGUGAAAACGAGAGCCGUAAAUAGUUGUUUGGUUAAUAACGUAUCUCUAAAAGCAUAUACAUUCUAAUUUCCCACUCCUUGUCACGCAAUAAUCUGUGUUGGGACUACUGAAAGCAAUUUGGAGGCUGUUUGGUAUUCUCUGGAAUUCAUUAACUUCGGUGUUCAAUUUCUUCAUAAAGACUGACCUAAAUAAUCCCUUCCUCUCUUGUCCCAUGCCACUUGUUUUUAUUCCCUACUUUCUCCUCAAUAGGCACUUCCAGUUCUGCCUUGCCAGCCUGCUGUCCUUGGGGCUGUGCUCCAAAGUGAUCAUGAAUGUGAUCCUAAACUCUCGGGACUGCUGCUAGUAACGAAAGAUAAUUGAAAACUGUACUCUUGUUAUUCCUGACCUUCACGUUAAGCAAAAAAAUACCUUGAGGGUAAAAGUAAAGGCAACAUCAGCUGGUGUGCUGGCCUUUCAGAUUGCACUGAACAGCACAGACACAAAGCCAAGCAUUAAACCAUCCCAAGGCUGGCAUCCUGAAUGAGAACUGCAUUUCUAGUCUGCUCUGUAGUUGAGGCAAUACAACAAAAGAGCUUUUUCACCCCUGCGAGAUUGAGAGCUCUUCAGACCAUCCAACGCCAGCUUUCAAUACAGAUCAUAAGGUGACUGGAAUUGCUAUUGAAACAGAUAAUAAAAAUGUAAAAGCAGAAGAGUUUAAAGAGGCUAUUCUUAGUUGCAAGCACAAAUUUUCAAAAGGGAUGAGUCUAAGAAUAGAAUGGAAGAAAAUCCAGUCCCAAGAAGUUUCAUUUGUUUACUACAACGGUGAAUUUACAGGUGAUCUUAAAGACCGAGCAGAGAUGCUGAAUACGGGAAUCCGUAUUAGAAAUGUGACUAGAAAGGAUUCUGGGACCUACCGCUGUGAAAUCAGUGCGAAGAGCGAAGAGGGGCAACGCCUGGGAGAGGCUACUAUUACUCUCACAGUAUUGGUUCCUCCCACUACUCCAAUAUGUGUGGUACCCAACUCUGCAAUGACGGGAACAGUAGUGGAGCUGAGCUGUAAGGAAGCUGAGGGGUCUCCUCCAUCCGAGUACCAGUGGUACAAGAAUGGCGUUGCCUUACUGGAAAAGACAGGAACAGGCAGUGCUAGAACAGCCAACAUAACUUACACCAUGAAUAAAAAGUCUGGCACUCUGAUAUUUAACACUGUUUCAAAGAAUGACACUGGAGAGUAUUUCUGUGUAGCCUCAAAUGGGAUUGGAUUACCUCAGAAAUGCUCCAUGAAGCGAAUGCAAGUUGAUGACCUUAACGUAAGCGGUAUCAUCGCUGCUGUAGUAAUUGUGGCUCUGGUAAUGGCACUGUGUGGCCUUGGAGUACUUUAUGCUCAAAAAAAAGGGUAUUUUACAAAGGAAAGCUCUUCCCAGAAGUCCAACUCUCAAUCUACAAGUGAAAAGGAUUUCAAGCACACCAAAUCCUUUGUUAUCUAGAAGAUUUCAGCCUCUGUGAGGGACAUCAAACAACUACUUGUUAUACAAAAAUAUCAAAGGCAUUUUUUGACCUCUACUCUGUAAAUAUUGUUUCCAUGUACUAUGCACUGAAAAUAGAAAUUGCUACUGUUUAGAUCUAGUCAACUUAAUUGUGUCUGAUCAUUGUUUUUUUUUUAACCCACCACAAAACUGCUUAACUUAAAGAUGCAACUAAAUGGAAUACACAGGUCAAUUUGUGUGACUUCUCAUUUUGUUGAUGUAUACAUGCAGCAAUACAGGAUUCACUCUUGCAGCUUGGAACAGUCUAUCCAAGUAACUUUCGUAGAUGACCUCCACCACUGUCAAAAGCUCAAAUUCUCCUGCAACGCUGACUUCAUUCUUACUCAUACGUCAACGUUAUAUUAGGUUUGACAGAGCCAUCUAGAAGUGCAGAAGUAGUUGCACAGACUUUAACUCACUAUCCAGGCAGGACAAAGCUGCUUGUAAUUGAGGCCGAAGCAUUGUUUUAUUGUCUAAUAUAAAAUGCCUACAGCAUCUCUUUUACAAGGAAGUACCUCUCUCUGUAGAUUGUGUAUGUAUAUAACUGUAUACAACUGUAUACAAAUGUAUACAACUACAGUUGUAAUAGCUGGACCCAAAAUGGUGAAGUGUUACAAAUAAAUAAUUCCUCAGAACCUUAA
Gallus gallus (chicken) is the source of this 4208-nucleotide messenger RNA. It is a transcript of the gene JAM2, whose product is annotated as junctional adhesion molecule 2. Gene Ontology annotation, biological process: leukocyte tethering or rolling. NCBI's taxonomy places the organism in Eukaryota, Metazoa, Chordata, Aves, Galliformes, Phasianidae. Bases 2803 to 3528 code for a protein of 241 amino acids. The record is from RefSeq and is a predicted model, not a curated record. Gene Ontology annotation, cellular component: cell surface; protein complex involved in cell adhesion; tight junction. The transcript is spliced from 10 exons.